AUGUCGAUGUCGAUGUCGAGACAGCCCAGAGCGUGCGCGCGGAAGACCGCGCAGCGCGCGCUUUGGUGGUCACUCUUUGUCAAGCCCCAACUCGGACGGAAGAUAGGAGGCGAGGACGAGCACGAUCGCUGGCCGUGUCGUGGGGUUCGAGACGGCGGGACAGUGAAGGCCGCACAAAAGGGUAUCAGCACCGGCAAGAUCGUCGUGUCGCGAUUCGUUGGCGUCUCUUGUCGCGUUCGGCGAGGUCGAGCGAAGGAUCUUGUAGCGGUUCUAGAUCGAAGGAGGAGCCGCGUCUGGCGCCGAAGCUUGGUCGAGCAAGCGGGUCGUUUUGUCCGGCUGGUGUUGCUCUGUUCCGGUGGCCGGUUCUUUCGUCGUGUCGUUUGCGCCGCGAGAGGGUGUAAGCAUAUGCUCUGA
Messenger RNA from Sporothrix schenckii 1099-18, 414 nucleotides. RefSeq lists its product as uncharacterized. Bases 1 to 414 code for a protein of 137 amino acids. The transcript has a single exon. The record is from RefSeq and is a predicted model, not a curated record. NCBI's taxonomy places the organism in Eukaryota, Fungi, Ascomycota, Sordariomycetes, Ophiostomatales, Ophiostomataceae.